ACAGCUGUACUAUAAAUUAUUAAUUAUGUUAGAGAAUAUAGUAUAUAUACGGCAGGCUUCUUUUUCCAUCUACCAAAUCCACUCACAAGAGGCCAUAGUAGAAGAUACUGGCCCAAAGUUCCACGCAGUGCGACUGAACUCGGAACCAUGUGAUUGGGAAACAAGUGUCUCACCACACAGCUACGCCUAUCAACACAGCCACUCCUGCGCCUACAAAGUUUAUUCUUGGGAAGCAGAAUGUCUAAGAAUAUUUCAAAAUUGUGCUGCACUCUUUUUCUAUAUCAGAGAAUUUGAAGUUCUUUUGUCUUUAAUUAACCUUGUUGUUGUUGUUGCUGCUGAUGUGGUUGUCGUUGUUAAGACUUUGACAAGUCCGCUUAAAAGCAAACAUUUCGUUGGCGGUUUUGUUGUCGCUAUGCCUGGGUAUAAUAUACACAUGAAUAUUUGAUCGCACCGGUUGAAUAUCUUGCUCUCUCUAGCAAGCAUAUUCGUCCUAACGUUUGAGCUUAUAAUGGAAAUACAAAUAUUGAAUUAUGCCGUCCACCAGUUCCACGUAGUGGUAUAGAUUCCUGAAUCAGCCUGGCCAUAUCGGACGGGUCGUGAUAACAAACUGUUCGGUCAUUAAUUCACAUUGUGAAGCACGUAUACACAAGAACAUAUAUAUAGUCCCAUAUACGUACACAGGCACAGACACAAACAUAUUCACUCUCACAUAGAGGCACACAAAAGUACACACAAACAAAUACAUAUACUGACGUCUAUAUUUCCAUACUCACACACACACGCAAAUAUAUACGUACACACACACACCCCUGGAUACACACAAAUUCACACAUAUACACUGACACAUGUAUAUUUCAACACACAUACAGAUACUCAUACGCACGCACGCACACACCCAGAUACACAUAGACAAACAUCUACACAAAAGCAUAUAUUUGUAUAAACACACAGACACGCGCACUUACUUGGAUACAUACAAACAUACACAUAUCCAGAUAUAUUUAGUCCGAUACACAUACACACCCACAGACCAUAUCAAUACACACACUCUCUCUUUCUCAGCUGAUACAACAAACAUAUACACAUAUAUAUUUAGGUUGAUACAAUACACAGGUACACACACACACUCUCUCUCUCAACUGGACACACACAAACUCACGUACACACACACACACACAUAGUUUGAUACGCGUACACAGCGACUAAUGCACUUUCGACUCACACACAUUCAAUUGGAUACACACAAACACACACAUAUAGAUAUAUAUUUUAAUAUAUGCACGCACACACACACACACACACACACAGACACAUGUAGCUUUCGAUACACACAUACACACACAAAGACACAUGUAGCUUUCGAUACACACAUACACACACAGACGUUCGCACGCAUACAUCACAGGCACACACGCACGCACGCACGCACAGCACAUCACAGAACACACACACACGCACGCACGCACGCACACACGCGCAGAAAGACAAAGGCCAAGCAGGCUAUUCACCCGUUCAGCUGACUCUUACAUGACGCUAUCAACUGUGUCGUGCCGGUUGCAUUGCAGUGGUUUUAUACAUCCGUACACUUAUUACCCUUCUUCUUAGACAGCACUAGAAUUAAUUUCGACUCUCUAAAGUCAUUUUUUUCGACCUCCAAAUCAUAUGUUCUUGUCCUAGGAUUCCUAUAUUUGAACUGUGAGGAAUUACCGAGAAGAUGUCCCUGUCCAACAUAGACCAGUCUUCUUAGGUCAUUGUUAUUGACCAAAAUUGUUAUUGUCGAAGAGCUUUUUUUUGUUUUUGUUUUUUUCGUGUUUAUGUCUGUUUUUAUUUUCGUCCUGUUUAGCGCCUCUCCAAACUGUCUUCGUUCCAUCUCUGAACGCCUCCUCUUUCGUUCAGAAUUUCUCGAAGGGAAGCUUCUGCAGCUCUUAUUAACAAUACUCACCAAAAUAUAAUAUUAACCGUCUACACACAUGCAAAUAUACUUAUAUACAUUCGUGUAACAUACACGUAUUCAAACAAACGCAAACAAGUGACUUUAUUUUACUGGUAGAUCUGCUUUAGACAGAAUGAUGGAGGAAACACGCUGUAAGAAAUUGAUGGACAACCAGCCUCAAGGAGGUAAAAUGGAGCGAAGUGGAUCUCGAAGUAAUCAGUUUUUGCAAACAAUUGAGAGAAUCUGCAGCAGACCAUCAUAUAUGUGUGGCGGAACGAGACGAGAUGCAUCGGAGGAUCUACUGCAGUUACGGUUUGCCACUGGGAAGAUCCAUCUAAUAAUUACAUCAAGCAAAUUUGAUGCUGCAUCCAAAGAGUCCUUCAUUCGACAGAAUGGUCUGCCUCUUUUAGUAAUGGCGCUGCGGGCAGCACCAGGUGAAAAACAGAUUGUUGAUAACAUCCUAAGCACUUUGCUGGAACUUCUCCAUAAACCUUCAAAUAGUAAAUAUAUCGCAAUAUUGGUCAACUGUGAUGCCUGUAGUAUACUUCUACAGAUUCUAAUGUCUGAAUUUAAAGAAUCUUUACCAAGAGAAAGCUUAAUGAUGCAACUGCAUCAGUUGUUAGCAAAGAUUGGUGCAAAAGAUCCGAAAUUCCCUGUAAAAGGAAGACUAUGCCAGGCCCUCGGAAUUACUUUGAAUCUUAUAAAAACUAACACAACACAUUUCAAAAAUUUGCUACCAUUAUUACGGGUGCUCAAAAUGUAUUCUUCAAAUAAUACAAAUGCCUCAUAUUUAGUCAAGAAUACCUGUAUUCAAUUGAUGACUAGAAUUAUCACCAACUGCUGUAGAAAUCAUAACACUAUCAUAAAACAUGCUCUGGAAAUUCUCUGCAAUCUAACCAAAACCAAGAAACAUGCAGUACGUGCUGUAAACUUUGAUAAUAUUCCUACAUUCCUCACCAUGCACUGUGAAUGGCACCCCAAUAAUUCCAAGCACAAAUAUGUCACUGAACGAAGACUGAUUCUCACAUUCCUGAAAAAUCUUACCAACACCAAGUCUGGAAGAGCUGCAUUCCUCAUGGAAGAUGGGGUGAAAUUGAUGUAUACCACUGCAAGAGAGGGUGUUGACACUGGGGACACUGAGAGCCUCGUUCUCCUCUCCAGCUCAAUUCUUAGAAAAUGUUGCCCCAUUGAAUUGCUUCCUUUGGAUCACUUUGAAAAUUUGAUCACAUUCGAACUACCAGUUCCAGACAACAGCGAUAACCAUUCUGAUAUAAGUUGUUCAGAAAAAACAGCCGAAAACACAAACGUAGAUUUCAACGAGGAAGAAGAGACAUCGGACACAGCACCUGAGUGUCUUGAAAUGGAAGAUAGCACGACUACCAAUGAUUUUGUUGAAGCAAAUGAAGAAGUUGGUAAAACUUUCAGUAAGAAGAAACACAUCUCUGAUUCUCUCCUAAAGCAAAGAAGUGUAAAAGACUUGCAGGAAUCAUAUGCAAGGUUCUUUGAAGAAAUCAAUGAAGAAGACAGGGUUUUGAUAUCUUGUUUGAUAAAUGAAAGCCCAGAACAAAGCAAUCAACUAUCAGAUAAAGAACUAGCAUUCAUGAAAAAAUCUACCGACUUUCAAGAAAAGCCCCAGGCCAAAGUUAUUACUGAAUCGAAGCUUCCCCAGGGCAGCGAUGACACUACGAAUUCUGCCACAAGCAGUUCUUCUCCAACAAAUGUUACACAGGCCAACACAAACAUUAACAAUGCACCUCAUGGUGGUUUUCGAAAGAGUUCCAUGCGUCGAAGAGACGCUAGUAGGUCUUCGGUGAAAGCAAGAAGGAGUAACAGUUGUAAGUUAUUCCGUUCCUAUGACAGAAGCUUCAGUGACAUUCUCAAUCGGUCAGCCAUGUCUCUCUUAAUGACCAAUGUAAACACUGAUAUUGUCGACUCUGAGACUUCCAGAGUUUAUAGAGAUUUCGGCAGCAACAUCCAUGAUUCUGAGUUAUAUCUGUCCCUUGCCAGGAGGACCAGAAGUGUUUACCAUUUUGAGAAAGUUCCUUAUCCUGACUACGUUGGAGCAUGCUCAGUUCCUCAUCCAGAACCUCUAAACACUGUGAAGAGCUUAAUUUCAAGGUUAAACCUUUUGGAUGAUAUUGACCGACAGCUCUACAGUGAGAAAUUAAUUAAUCUAACGGCAUUUGAUAUUGACCAAAAAAUUGCUCUGGACCAAAAUGUUGGUAGACCUUCCUGUUGGAGUUACUUACAGAAUGAUGACAUAGAAAUGCUUCAGAGAGAUGAGCAAAAUAUUUUUCAGGUGAGAGAAUAUGAAUACGAUCUUCUUUUGAAUUCUGACAUCAAUGCUAAUAAUCAUCAUCAAUGGUUUUACUUUGAAGUUAGUAACAUGAAAUCAGGAAUUCCAUACAAAUUCAACAUUAUCAAUUGUGAAAAGUUCAACAGUCAAUUCAAUUCGGGUAUGAAGCCAGUGAUGUUUUCUGUUAAGGAAGCCAUUGCUGGUCGGCCAUAUUGGUUUAGGACCGGAAGACAUAUUUGCUACUACAAAAACUGUUACAUGCGCAGCCAAAACCGAUCUUACUUCACUGCAAGUUUCCAGAUCACAUUCCGACACUCAGAUGACAUAUGUUACCUGGCAUACCAUUUUCCAUACACCUAUUCCACCCUCAGGGUAUUAGCUAAGUUGCUUUAUUGGUCAUUAAUUACCAAAGAUAUUUUAGGAGACACAAAUAUGGUUGUGGGAACAGAAAAAAGCUAUGUAUUUCUAUCGGCCCGUGUUCAUCCAGGUGAAAGUAACUCAAGUUGGGUGAUGAAAGGUAUUAUUGACUUCCUUCUUAGCAACAGACCAAGUGCUCUGAAACUAUUGAAGAAUCACAUCUUCAAGAUAAUUCCAAUGAUCAACCCUGAUGGCGUUAUCAAUGGCAGUCACCGCUGCUCCUUGGCUGGAAAUGAUUUGAAUCGGCGCUGGCUGUACCCUUGUUCAAAACUUCAUCCAAUAAUAUUCCAUGCUAAAGGGGUUCUCUCUUACAUGAGGCUCAUUAAUAAAUUACCAACAAUUUACUGUGAUCUACAUGGACACUCUCAGAAAAAGAACAUCUUUCUUUAUGGUUGUUCUCCUUUAAAAUCUUGGCAAACGUUCGAUGCAGACAAUCCUACAUACCAUGAAUGGGGUGAGGAUAUUUCAUACCAAAUCCUGCCGUACAUACUCAACCAAACAGCUGCAGCAUUUUCACUACAAGAUUCUCAAUUCCAUGUUGAAGAGAUUAAAGAAACGUCCGCUCGUGUUGUUGUCUGGAGACAACUCGGGGUUGUGAAUAGUUAUUGCAUGGAAAGUACUUUUUGUGGCUUUGAUCAGGGAACAUACAGGAACACCCAGGUUUCCACUCAUCACCUACAAGAGAUGGGACGUCAGUUCUGUGAAGGUAUUCUGCUCCUAAGCCAGAUUCCAUUGGAUGAGCAGAACAUACUUUGUAUUCCCAGUAGCCCGCUUAGUCCCAACAACAGCCAACUGAAUCUCAGCCACAGGCUGGCCAGUAUAAACAGGCUCCACAUUAAAAGAAGGAGCAAGCCCCAAAAUGUCAGGCAUGAAAGUGAUUCACUGGUGGAUGAGGGCAAACAGAGCCUGGUUGGGGCAGACGGCGACAGAGUCCACCUGGAAACAGACAAUAAAGAUUUUGGAAAUUCCGAAGAAGAUAAAGACAAUGAAGACUAUGAGUAUGAUAACGAUGGAGAAGAGGAGGUGGAUGACGAUGAGGAGGAUGAGGAAGAGGAGGAUGACGAUGAAGAUGAUGAUGAAAAUAAUAAUAAUGAUGAGAGUAGCGAUGAAGCUUGUGAAAUCGUUUCUUUGCCUUCAUGAGGCAAGUUUUUAUAGUAUUAAGGCAACACAGAUCUGGCCCCUUUAAGAAUACUUGGCUUCAUGCAAAAAAAAAAGAAAAUAUGGAAAACAUGAUCUCAAGAAGACCCUAUUUUUUAUUUACUUUUUAUGUAUACACUAUAUAUACCACUAUAUAUACACUAUAUAUAUAUAUAUAUAUAUA
Messenger RNA from Octopus bimaculoides (California two-spot octopus), 5967 nucleotides. Its product is annotated as cytosolic carboxypeptidase 1. Gene Ontology annotation, biological process: proteolysis; C-terminal protein deglutamylation; protein side chain deglutamylation. Gene Ontology annotation, molecular function: zinc ion binding; metallocarboxypeptidase activity. Lineage: Eukaryota; Metazoa; Mollusca; Cephalopoda; Octopoda; Octopodidae. The record is from RefSeq and is a predicted model, not a curated record.